GGCCGGCCGCGCCGGGGGCCGCCGCCGCUCGCGCCGCCGGCCGGGCAUGAGUUAGUCGGCGACAUGGACACCAAACAUUUCCUGCCGCUCGACUUCUCCACCCAGGUGAACUCCUCGUCCCUCAGCUCCCCGACCGGGCGGGGCUCCAUGGCCGCCCCCUCGCUGCACCCCUCCCUGGGGGCUGGCAUCGGCUCUUCGCUGGGCUCGCCGGGGCAGCUGCACUCGCCCAUCAGCACGCUGAGUUCCCCCAUCAAUGGCAUGGGCCCACCCUUCUCGGUCAUCAGCUCCCCCAUGGGCCCCCACUCCAUGUCGGUGCCCACCACGCCCCCCCUGGGCUUUGGCACUGGCAGCCCCCAGCUCAGCUCGCCCAUGAACCCCGUCAGCAGCAGCGAGGACAUCAAGCCCCCACUGGGCCUCAAUGGAGUGCUCAAAGUCCCUGCCCACCCCUCGGGAAACAUGGCGUCCUUCACCAAGCAUAUCUGUGCCAUCUGCGGGGACCGCUCCUCAGGCAAGCACUACGGUGUAUACAGCUGUGAGGGCUGCAAGGGCUUCUUCAAACGGACGGUGCGUAAGGACCUGACCUACACCUGCCGCGACAACAAAGACUGCCUGAUCGACAAGCGCCAGCGGAACCGGUGCCAGUAUUGCCGCUACCAGAAGUGCCUGGCCAUGGGCAUGAAGCGGGAAGCUGUGCAGGAGGAGCGACAGCGGGGCAAGGACCGGAACGAGAAUGAGGUGGAGUCCACCAGUAGUGCCAACGAGGACAUGCCCGUGGAGAAGAUCCUGGAGGCUGAGCUGGCCGUGGAGCCCAAGACCGAGACCUAUGUGGAGGCAAACAUGGGGCUGAACCCCAGCUCGCCCAACGACCCUGUCACCAACAUCUGCCAAGCUGCGGACAAACAGCUCUUCACCCUUGUGGAGUGGGCCAAGCGGAUCCCGCACUUCUCUGAGCUGCCGCUGGAUGACCAAGUCAUCCUGCUGCGGGCAGGCUGGAACGAGCUGCUCAUCGCCUCCUUCUCGCACCGGUCCAUAGCCGUGAAGGACGGGAUCCUCCUGGCCACCGGGCUGCACGUCCACCGGAACAGCGCCCACAGCGCAGGGGUGGGCGCCAUCUUUGACAGGGUGCUGACGGAGCUCGUGUCCAAGAUGCGGGACAUGCAGAUGGACAAGACGGAGCUGGGCUGCCUGCGCGCCAUCGUCCUCUUCAACCCCGACUCCAAGGGACUCUCAAACCCAGCCGAGGUGGAGGCGCUGAGGGAGAAGGUGUACGCGUCCCUGGAGGCCUACUGCAAACACAAGUACCCAGAGCAGCCGGGACGGUUCGCCAAGCUCCUGCUGCGCCUGCCCGCCCUGCGCUCCAUCGGGCUCAAGUGCCUGGAACACCUGUUCUUCUUCAAGCUCAUCGGGGACACGCCCAUCGACACCUUCCUCAUGGAGAUGCUGGAAGCCCCACACCAAAUGACUUAGGCCCGUCCUUCGCGCCCGCCUGCUCCGGCCGCCUGCCUGGACUCCAGCUGCUCUUCUCGGCCUGUCCCUGCCCUCCCUGCCUGGCCUUUGUGGACCUCUGGGGUGCGGCCUGUGACUGCUCUGCCUGCGAGAUGCAUUGUUGUCCUCGUGAUUUUUAUUACUACUUGUCUUUGGCCCAGGACAGUGGCUUUCUUGGGCGGCAGCCGGAUUGGCAAGAACUGGUGUGACCCAGCCAGGCCUCUCCCCAUCAAGCUCACCGUAGGGGGGCUCAAGGCAGCUCACAGGGGUCUUGUGGCCCCCAGCUGUAGAGCUGCAGGAGCGGGAAAGAGGCUUUGUCCUGGCUGCUGUUGGUUGCUGGUUUCACAUCUCCCCAGCGGCUCUCUGUUUGGAGUGACCUGUCUUCGCCUGCUCUGAGUGCUGGUGCCCGCCAGCCUGUGAGAGCCCCACCCUGUGUCAGGAGGAGGGGCAGGGGGGAGCAGGCUGGUGUUUCAUGGCAAGAGCCCCACCCGCCCUGGGACAGCGGGAGGGGAGUCAGCACAAGCCAGGUUCCCUUUGCUCAGAGUGAAGGUAGAACAGCCCAUUUUCCAAAGAUAGCUCGCGGCUUCAUCCCAAGCAGUGAGAACGUGAGCUGACCUCUGUGCAGGGUUUGGGCCACCUCAAGGCUGCGGGGACAGGGUCACUCACUCGCCCACCUCAGUUUCUCUGCGUUCUUGUCCUGGUUUCAGCUUCUCCCUGCCAUGUGCUCCUGUUCAACCCAGGGUGCCCAGACCGUGGUGCCCUGGCCUCUGCCCCACCCACAUCUUCUCUUUCGGUCUGAGGUGGACCAGGGCUAGCUUGGUUCCUGGAGGGCUAGCCCAGUCUCGGGCAGGGUCAUGUGUUGUCGCCCCAGUGGUCUUGCUGGAAGCACAUGGCCAUUCUCACAUGGGCUCUGAUGACCCCUCAGCAGAUGUCGGCUAUCAGGAAGGCCUGAAGGGCGGGGAGGGGAGAGGGUGGCUGGCCGGUUUCCCUCAGAAGGAGGCAGGGGGCCUGCCAUGUGGCAGGAGCAGACGUGGCUGCGUCCUGGUAGAGGCUUCUGGGCCACCCCAGAGUGGCUGACUCACUGGGCGCUGGGUAAGACCCCUGCUCAGGCCACUUUCUCUGGCUGGCUGGCUCUGUCUGGAAGAAUUUUGGACUCUAAGAGCCAUGGAGGCCCAGUGUCCUCAGGCCUGGGGCUACAGGUCCUCUUGGGACCACCCAGCCCAGCUGGUCUGUGGAUGACAUCGUUCACCCAGAGCCUUACGUGGGAGUCCAAGCAGCACCCGCUGUGGCUGAGGGAGCUCUGCGGCCGGCACGGCCUGCACGUUCUGCUCUGGUGGUGCAGGCGCUCUCAGGUUGAACACGCCUCUUUGCACUGUCAGGCCCUCCCUCCGGCCUGAGUACCUUCCAUGUUCACGUCUCAGACCCACGGGCUCAGCAUCUGUCAGCAGCAGGUGCCCGAAUGGGGGUGGGCAGCGGGGCAUUGCCAGGAAGGGUUUUGUCUUCCCAGGAGCGGUGCUGGAACGGGGGCGUGCGGGGUGCCUCUCAUGGGGUCUUCCUCAGUGCGGAAAGGGUGUUGUGCAGGGGUUGGGCGGGGAGGCAUCCAGGAAAGGCAGCUUUCCAGGCUUCUGGGGAAGAAAGUGCCCAUUCUUUGCCUUCCGGGAGUCCCUAGUCAGAGCCGAGCUGGGGCACCUGGAGGAAACUGCGGUUGUCUGCUUGAGACAGAGGCUGUCAAGUCUCCAGAAACAUCUCCCUCCCUUCCCCCCCACCCCUGCCUUUCAGCGUGCUGGCUGGGGAGAGGUGUCCCCUGCCUGGUCUGCCGUCCCGAGGCAGAGGUGGUGCACAGGUGAGCCCCACAGCUGUACCAGGGCCCUCGCCAGCUCUUCCUCCUCCCAGACUCUACCAGAAAGUCUGGGCAGCCUCUGGGGUGUGGUGGUAACAGGCAGAGUUGACGUGGGCCCUCUUGGGUCCCCUGGUUGUGGGAGCCAUUGAGAUCCACACCCAACACCUCGUGCCUUCUGCAGCCAAAUGCACCCUUUGUUCACACCCGGUCCCGGCCAUACGUGGUUCCCCAUGUGCUCCUCAGGGCCCUCAGAGGAACAUCAGUGGCUCCAGAGGAGGAAACCCAGGGACAGGGGCUUCCGUUGCAGGGGUCAGCUGCUUCUUGGGAAGUUUCCUGCCAUGGCUGCCUGUUAAGCACUGAGCCUCCCGGGCCACCCCCUCCUGAAACCAGAGUCCCCAUCCCUCUGGCCCCAUAGCCUUAACUACCACCCCCGCCACCCAUGUUGUCUCAGCCUCAUCCUGAGGGCUCCCGCCCCUUGUCAUUAGUUUCCUUGUUGUCAUCACUAUAUGUGUGACGCUGUUUGUUUGAAAAGGUGAUAUGUGGGGAGUCGCACAUUACUCAGUAGAGGUAGGAUUCUUAUUUAACCAGACCAUUAGUAGUAUUACCAAUCUGGCUCAAUUAAGGUGAUUUUUUUUGUAAUUAUUAUUAUUAUUAUUUUGGUGGGACAAUCUUUAAUUUUCUAAAGAUAGCACUAACACCAGUUCGUUAGCCGCCCCGUGCCCGUUCCCGCCUCGGCCCGGCUGGGCGAGUACUGCCACCGAGGCUGCCUCUCCGCAGCGCCGCUUCCCGGGCCAGCCCCGUCCUGCAGGCACAUCCUCGGCUCUGUCACCUCCCUGCUUUGACGUGCACACGGGGCUGCCAUGGCUGAGGAGUGAGGAUGACCACAAAGCCAGGCUCCUGCUUGGUCCCACUCAGGAAGCUUUCGGAAGCUGGCCUGCCCGGGGACAUUUCACCCAGAUGGGCCCCACGUCAGCGGCUGGCCCUCAUCACCCUGGAAGCACAUGGUCUCUGGGAAAGAUGGCCCCACACCUUUGGUUUUCCAAGUAUGGCGUUCCCAAGGAUUCCAGCUUGGUGGCCUGGUGGCAGAGUCUGGAGACCACCCCUCAGCCCCCUCCCUGUGGGGGUCCCCAGGAGGGCCCGGCCGGAGUGAGCAGCCAGUGGGUAAUGAGCUGAUGUUGUCCCCAUCAUGGAAUUGGGGCUCACGACCUGGUUCCCGUCCACGCAGAUGUGUGGUGUAAACAUGUAUGUGCUGUACAGAGAGACGCUGUGUGUGGAGAGCAGGCGCCGCCGACGCAGGAGACGCGGAGCGGUUACCCAUGUUGUGUGUUUAUUUUUAAUCGAGAUUCCCCGUUUUCCUCUAAAUUUGCUUCAUGUAAGCAAGUACAUAAGGACCCCUCCUUGGGUGAAAUCUGGGUUCGAAUGAAUAUCUCAAGGCAAGGAGAUGCAUCUAUUUUAAGAUGCUUUGGAGCAGACAGCUUCGGCCGUUCCCAACCUUUAGCAUCGCCUUAGCUGGGACACAUAGCUAAUCCUUAGAGAGGACGACAGAUCCACAAAGGGUGAGGAUAAGAGAAAAUGUCUAAAGCAUUGGAAAAGGUAAAAAAAUCUAUUUUUGUACAAAUGUAAUUUUAUCCCUCAUGUAUACUUGGAUGGUGUGGGGGGCUGGGGGUCGGUUCUGUUUCUGUUUCUGGACGUUGGGCGAAGGCUUCCUGGGGGACACGGUCUGGCGUGGAGCCGCAGAGGAAGGGGCUCUCGUGACGUGGCCUGGAGGCUUUGAUCGAAACCGCUGCACGUGUUUUUUCCUUUGGGGCAGGAGGGUGGGCCUGAGACUUUCAAGGGUUUUCUUCCCCUUUCGAGUAAUUUUUACAGCCUUGCUCUGUUCUGUCCCCAUUGCUGGCCGGCCUUUCUGCGACUCUGACUGUGAAAUUACUUCCCUAUGUAAUUGUUCUCCAAAACAUCACGGCCACAGAUGCCAGGGUUUGACGAACAGCGGUGUUAGAUCGUGGAAAAGAAACACGAGAAGGAAGAAUGUGAGAAGAGAGACAGAUUACGAGUGUUUAAAAAUAAAUCGCCAUUCAGUGCUA
Cynocephalus volans (Philippine flying lemur) is the source of this 5406-nucleotide messenger RNA. RefSeq names its product retinoid X receptor alpha (gene RXRA). NCBI's taxonomy places the organism in Eukaryota, Metazoa, Chordata, Mammalia, Dermoptera, Cynocephalidae. The record is from RefSeq and is a predicted model, not a curated record. Gene Ontology annotation, molecular function: zinc ion binding; nuclear steroid receptor activity; nuclear receptor activity. Gene Ontology annotation, cellular component: nucleus. The transcript is spliced from 10 exons. Gene Ontology annotation, biological process: retinoic acid receptor signaling pathway; anatomical structure development; response to retinoic acid. Bases 64 to 1467 code for a protein of 467 amino acids.